AAGUUAUUCUUUAAGUGAUAUGGCGUCUAACGUUCACAGAAACAGCAGAGUCCGUUUGUUUUCUUGAUAAAUUGUGUCUGAGCUCCAACAUCAGUGAUCCACCAGAGUCUCUGUGUGUCCGGAUAAACCUGUCGGCUUUUUCUCCUGAAUGUUUUUACUCAUCUCCCGGUUGCUAAGAAACAUAUUCAGGUUAGCUUAGCAUGCUAGCUGGUUAGCACCGCGGCGCUAGUCAGAGUGACUGUUUGAUGGAGAGCAAAGAGUUUGUGUGGAGAAAAAGUUGGUGUCACUGUGUGAAAAAUGUCUAAAGUCCAAACGGUGAGAGCGCUGGUGGAGCAGCGACUGACUGCGGCUGCUGAAGAGAUAUUUGGGCUGUUUGAAAGAACGAUAGCAGAGUACGAGGAGGAACUUUGUCGUUCAAAAGAGAAGAACGAGCGACAACAGAAACUACUGGACGCUGUUUUCAACCCUCAGCUUCAGCUACACAAAGAAGACGUCCAGCAGCUGUCGGUGAGUAAAGAAGAGGUUCUCCCUGAAGAACAGGAGAGGAGCUCCAGUCUGGACCAGGAGGAACCAGAGCCAACACACAUUAAAGAGGAACAGGAGGAACUCUGGACCAGUCAGCAGGGAGAGCUUCAAGGACUGAAGGAGGCUGAUCUGGAGUUCCCGUUCACUUCUGUCCUUGUAAAGAGUGAAGAUGAAGAAGAAGAGGAGGCUCAGUCCUCACAGCUUCAUGACAGACAAACUGAGGAGGACAGAGAGGCAGAGCAUUUGGAAACCGACUCUGAUGGAGAGGACUGUGGAGGAUCAGAACCAAGCACAAACUCUGAUCCAGGUAGUCCUCUACAGCCAGAUACUGAUGACCAGACUUCAGACUUCUCUGAUCCUGAGACUGAUGACAGUGGAGACUGGGAGGACACGAAAGAACCUCAGUCAGGUUUAAACUGUUCAGAAAACAAUGAAGUACCUGAUAUAGAAUGUAAAACAUCAGUUGGCGCCUCUGAAUGUGCUGAAAGCUUUGACCACAAGAAUCACCUGCAGCAAAACAACGCACUCCAAACAGAGGAGAAACCGUUCAGUUGCUCCGUCUGCGGGGAAACAUUUUCAGUAAUCUCAAGUUUGACGCUUCACUUAAAGGAACACUCUGAUGGGAAACGUUUCACCUGCUCAGUUUGUAAGCUAAGUUUCGAUACCAGCAGCAAUUUGGUUCGACACGUGAGAAUCCACACGGGAGAGAAACCGUUCAGCUGUUCAGUUUGUGGUCAAAGAUUCACACUCAAGCAACAUCUGAAGUAUCACUUUGUGGUCCACGGAGGCGAGAAACCGUUCAAUUGUUCAGUUUGUGGUAAAAGUUUUUACCGAAAGGACUCCUUAGUGACUCAUAUGAGACUUCAUUCAGUUGGGAAAUAUUUCAGCUGCUCGGUUUGUAAAACGAGCUUCGGCAGCAGCAACAGUUUGCUCAGACACAUGAGAAUCCACACCGGGGAGAAACCGUUUAGCUGUUCAGUUUGUGGUAAAGGUUUCGCUCAAAACGGAGACCUGAGACGACACGUAGCCGUCCACACGGGGGAGAAACCGUAUAGUUGUUCAGUUUGCGGUAAGAGCUUCGUACUACAUAGUAAUCUGAGGCAACACUUGACUGUCCACACGGGGGAGAAACCGUUUACUUGCAGCGUUUGCAAUAAAAGAUUCACUCGGCUGCAUAACGUCAAAAAACACAAGUGUGUUGGUGAGAGCAGCACGAGUAAAUAAAGCUGCAGGAACGCUUGUUGGGCUGCCACGAUAGAACCACAUCAUUCUUUUUCUCUCUCUUAUUUUGUGUCUUUGUACUUCUUUUGAUUUUCGGAGCACUUUGCUAUAGCAUGUACGCAUUAAUUUAACUCAACAGUAUUAUGGUAUACCAGGGUACUAACAAAUCUUGAACUGACAGUAUUGAACUUGUAAAAAAUACAGACGCUGCUCUUUAAGUCUAUGUAUUAAACUGAUGAUCAUGCUCUUUUUUUCUUUAUAUGUAAUGCACACGAGUCGCCACCAGAGGGCGCUCUUAAAGCUGUUCAGUUGAGAAACGGCCCAGCACCUUAACCUCUAAAUUUUGUCAACUUCAAGUCUAGUUUUGAGUUUUUCUCGCUAGACGAGCUUACGAUUCCUGAGAUAUUUCUUUCAAAAUCAUAUGAAUAAAUGCUUAUUAUGGCCUAUUAAUAUUGUUGAUAGGCUAAUUUAGACUGAGUAGGCUGUUUUAUCUUCAUUGUAAGGCUCAAAAUAAGGUUCACGGCUCCAUUACGACAUUUUUUUAAAUCUUUUUUUGGCCAACAAUGGCUCUUUUCUUUGUAAAGGUUGCAGACCCCUGUUCUAGUCAAACUGUGAUGAUGGGACCGUUUCUAAAUCACCUUAACCUUGUUUUAUUGCAUUAUAUGUCCUGUAAAAAAGUUUUCAUAUCAAGCAGCAUGUACUCCUAUACCGACAGUAUUACACUCAGGAUAUUUUUAUUUAUUCUGAUUUUGCCAUAAAUGAUACUGUAACCGCUAAAGUUAUAAUUAUUAAUAAUAAAUGAUAAUUAUUGACUGAAUUAAAUUUGACCAUGCAAGAUUCAAUGAAGUCUGGAAGCU
Centropristis striata (black sea bass) is the source of this 2603-nucleotide messenger RNA. Its product is annotated as gastrula zinc finger protein XlCGF57.1-like. The record is from RefSeq and is a predicted model, not a curated record. Gene Ontology annotation, biological process: regulation of transcription by RNA polymerase II. The transcript is spliced from 2 exons. Gene Ontology annotation, cellular component: nucleus. NCBI's taxonomy places the organism in Eukaryota, Metazoa, Chordata, Actinopteri, Perciformes, Serranidae. The coding region runs from base 298 to 1749 and encodes 483 amino acids. Gene Ontology annotation, molecular function: RNA polymerase II cis-regulatory region sequence-specific DNA binding; DNA-binding transcription activator activity, RNA polymerase II-specific.